Messenger RNA from Fukomys damarensis (Damara mole-rat), 2963 nucleotides. It is a transcript of the gene Ap4b1, whose product is annotated as adaptor related protein complex 4 subunit beta 1. Gene Ontology annotation, molecular function: clathrin binding. Gene Ontology annotation, cellular component: clathrin adaptor complex; membrane coat. The transcript has 10 exons. The record is from RefSeq and is a predicted model, not a curated record. NCBI's taxonomy places the organism in Eukaryota, Metazoa, Chordata, Mammalia, Rodentia, Bathyergidae. Gene Ontology annotation, biological process: vesicle-mediated transport; intracellular protein transport. The coding region runs from base 194 to 2413 and encodes 739 amino acids.
GGGGGGUUGAAGUGUGGGUGUCGGCGCGAAUAGGUUCCGGCCCUGUCCUGAGGGAAACCAGGCUGGAGUGAAAUCUGGCCUUUAGUCUUUUCGCUGACCCACAUUUCCUUUACUCAGGCUCCCACCUCUGGCUAGAAAGAGCCUACAAGUUAUCUAGGGAUCUGUGCGAACUGCCCCGUGACUGUUGGAGAAGAUGCCCUACCUUGGCUCGGAGGACGUGGUGAAGGAACUGAAGAAGGCUCUGUGUAACCCCCACAUUCAGGCUGACAGGCUGCGCUACCGGAAUGUCAUCCAGCGAGUGAUUAGGCAUAUGACUCAGGGUUUGGACAUGUCUUGUGUUUUCAUGGAAAUGGUGAAGGCCAGUGCCACUGUAGAUAUUGUUCAGAAGAAGUUGGUUUAUCUGUACAUGUGCACAUAUGCACCCCUGAAACCAGACCUAGCUCUCCUGGCCAUCAAUACACUGUGCAAAGACUGCUCGGACCCCAACCCAAUGGUGCGAGGCCUGGCACUGCGAAGCAUGUGUAGCCUCAGGAUGCCUGGUGUGCAGGAGUACAUCCAACAGCCUGUUCUCAACGGUCUGCGGGAUAAGGCUUCGUAUGUCAGGAGGGUGGCCGUCCUUGGCUGUGCCAAAAUGCAUAACCUUCAUGGAGACUCUGAAGUGGAUGGUGCUCUGGUAAAUGAGUUAUACAGUUUACUGCGGGACCAAGAUCCAAUUGUGGUUGUGAACUGCUUAAGGUCUCUAGAGGAAAUUCUGAAACACGAAGGAGGUGUUGUCAUCAAUAAGCCCAUCGCUCACCAUCUCUUAAAUCGGAUGUCGAAACUGAACCAAUGGGGUCAGGCUGAAGUGUUGAAUUAUCUGCUCCGCUACCAACCCCGCAGUGAGGAGGAACUAUUUGAUAUCCUUAAUCUGUUGGAUAGUUUUCUCAAGAGUAGCAGCCCAGGUGUAGUGAUAGGAGCCACCAAACUCUUUCUGAUUUUGGCAAAAAAGUUCCCCCAUGUACAAACUGAUGUACUUGUGAGAGUCAAAGGACCUUUGCUUGCUGCCUGUUCUUCUGAGAGCAGGGAGCUCUGUUUUGUUGCCCUUUGUCAUGUGCGCCAGAUCUUACAUAGUCUGCCGGGUCACUUUAGCAGCCACUACAAAAAGUUUUUUUGCUCCUACUGGGAACCCCACUAUAUCAAGCUACAGAAGGUGGAGGUACUGUGUGAGCUGGUGAACGAUGAGAACGUGCAGCAGGUGCUUGAGGAGCUUCAAGGAUACUGCACUGAUGUGUCUGUUGACUUUGCACAGGCUGCCAUCUUUGCCAUUGGUGGCAUUGCCAGGACUUACACAGAUCAAUGCGUACAGAUUCUCACUGAGUUGCUAGGGCUCCGACAAGAGCAUAUUACCACGGUGGUGGUGCAGACUUUCCGAGACCUGGUUUGGUUGUGUCCUCAGUGUACUGAAGCUGUGUGUCAGGCCCUGCCCGGCUGUGAGGAGAACAUUCAAGACAGUGAGGGGAAACAGGCACUUAUUUGGCUACUUGGAAUCCAUGGAGAAAGAAUUCCCAAUGCUCCUUAUGUUUUAGAGGACUUUGUAGAAAAUGUGAAGUCAGAAACGUUUCCUGCUGUUAAGAUGGAGCUCCUCACUGCCCUGCUGCGCCUGUUCCUCUCACGCCCUGCUGAGUGCCAAGACAUGCUGGGGCGCCUGUUAUAUUACUGCAUAGAGGAAGAAAAGGAUAUGGCUGUACGGGACCGAGGUCUCUUCUAUUACCGCCUCCUUUUACUUGGCAUUGAUGAAGUUAAGCGGAUCCUGUGCAGUCCUAAAUCAGAUCCUUCUCUCAGACUUUUGGAGGAUCAACCGGAAAGACCUGUGAAUAGCUGGGCUUCAGACUUUAAUACGCUGGUGCCAGUGUAUGGCAAAGCCCAUUGGGCAACUAUAUUUAAAUGCCAGAGAACAGAGCAUUGUGGCCCAGAGCUUCCUCAUACUGCAUCCUUUGUUCCAUCAGGACACCUGAUUUCUGAAGAGAACAAGGAGAGAGUACAAGAACUCCCUGAUACUGAAGCCCUCAUGCUAAUCCCCAAUUGCCAGCUUACUGCUGAAUAUUUUGAGAAAACCUGGCGUAGCCUCCAAGUUGUUCAUCAGCAGGUGUUGCCUUGGCAGGGAGAAAUUCAUCCUGACACCCUCCAGAUGGCUCUACAAGUAGUGAACAUUCAGACCAUUGCAAUAAGCAGGGUUGGGGCUCAGCCAUGGAAAGCCUACCUCAGUGCUCAGGAUGCUACUGGUUGUCUGUUCCUAACAGAGCUGCUGUUGGAGCCUGAGAACUCAAAAAUGCAGAUCUCUGUGAAACAAAGUGAGACAAGGACUGAGAUACUGAGCAGUUUCAUUUCUGUAUUAGAAACUGUGAUUGGAACAAUUGGAGACAUGAAGUCGUAACAGAUUCUUACUGCUUUCCCUGAGUGAUAUGAAUAGUUAUCAGAAUUCCUUAGUUUUUCUUAUUUGAACUGCUUAUAAGUCCAGAUAAUACCACUUGCAAAGGAGAAUGAGAAAUCUGGGAAUCAGGAUUCUUGUGUUUUUGUCCAAAGAUCACUAACUUACUCCCUUUGUGCCAUUUGUGACUGACGCUAUUUUGCAAUGGUGAUGUUUGCAAGGGGUGAGGAUGAGGUUGAAGACAGGAUUGGGAUUUUUUUCUAAUCCAUUUUAGGGGUACUGUUACUUACUAAAGAUGUCUGCCAUUUGUGAAAAUUGAUGGGGGCCAUCUUUUCCUUUCUAUAUGAAGCAGUAACUGACUAUUUUCAUAUUUUUAAUCAUGCUUUUUAGACCAUGGUUCACAGUGGGAUCUAAAUACCUCUAGUAUGGCAUCUAAAGUACGUCUUCAGUCUCAUAUCUAACCACUUCCCAAACACACUCUCUUCUGAUAAAAGCAAACCACUUACAGUUCUCUCACACCUACCCCUUAACACCUGUUUUUACUUUUUUUUUUUUU